UGCUGGCACCGGACACGCCGAACCUCUUCUCUGGGGGCCCCCUUCCCCUCGGCGGAGUCUCAUCCCGCACGACGGCGGGACGGUGCCAUUCGGUGUUGAAUGUUCCCCUCCGAGAGCGCAUGGCCGAGGGCGCGAGACCAGGGCCGGGCCCCCGAAGGGCCGCCGUCCGGGAGGCGGUGAUGCUGCUGCUGUGCCUGGGGGUCCCGACCGGGCGCCCCUACAACGUGGACACCGAGAGCGCGCUGCUUUUCCAGGGCCCCCCCAACACCCUUUUCGGCUACUCGGUGGUGCUGCACAGCCACGGGUCGCAGCGAUGGCUCGUCGUGGGGGCUCCCACCGCCGACGGGCUCACCAACGCCUCCGUGGUGCGUCCCGGGGCCGUUUACAAAUGCCAGAUCGGACAGAACCCAAACCGGACUUGUCAGCAGCUCCAGCUGGAUUCUGUAGGCAUUAAAGAAGAAAACCGUAAACAAAAGUCCCUGGAAAUUAAGAAAAGACCUACAGUGGUAGUGGGGACUUACAGGCAUUCUUUGAACUGCUCCUGUCUUGUAACCGGUGCUGGAAGUAUGAUCGUGGCCGGCAGAGGUGUGUUAGGAAGAAAAGGAGAACCCUCUAUAAAUGUAGCCCUGAUGGAGACCGUUGUGGAAAGACUUGUUUGGAAGAAAGAGACAAUCAAUGGUUGGGGGUCACACUUUCCAGACAGCCAGGAGAAAAUGGAUCCAUCGUGUCUACUUUUAUGUUUUAUUCAGACUUGUGGGCAUAGAUGGAAAAAUAUAUUUUACAUGAAGACUGAAAAUAAGCUUCCCACAGGUGUUUGCUAUAAAAUGCCCUCUGAUUUCCGAACAGGGCUGAGUACAAGAAUAGCUCCAUGUUAUCAAGAUUAUGUGAAAACUUUUGGAGAGAAUUUUGCAUCAUGUCAAGUUGGAAUAUCUAGUUUUCACACGAAGGAUUUAAUUGUGAUGGGAGCUCCAGGAUCAUAUUUUUGGACUGGCUCUAUUUUUGUCUACAGUAUAACUUCAAAUAAAUAUGUGGCUUUUUCAGACAGUGACAAUCAAGUAAAAUUUGGAAGUUACUUAGGAUACUCGGUUGGAGCUGGUCACUUUUGGAGUAGGGAUACCACCGAAGUCAUCGGAGGAGCUCCUCAGCAUGAACAGAUUGGUAAAGCAUACAUAUUCAGAAUUGAUGAAAGAGCACUAACGAUCUUACAUGAAAUGAAAGGUAAAAAGCUUGGCUCUUAUUUUGGAGCUUCUAUCUGUGCCGUGGACCUCAAUGCAGACGGCUUCUCGGACAUGCUGGUGGGAGCUCCCAUGCAGAGCAGCAUCAGGGAGGAAGGCAGAGUGUUCGUGUACAUCAACUCCGGCUCAGGAGCAGUAAUGAAUGAAAUGGAAACAGCGCUCGUUGGAAGUGACAAAUAUGCUGCAAGAUUUGGGGAAUCUAUAGUUAAUCUUGGUGACAUCGAUAAUGAUGGCUUUGAAGAUGUUGCUAUUGGAGCCCCACAGGAAGAUGACUUGCGAGGCGCCAUUUAUAUUUACAAUGGUGGAGCAGAUGGGAUCUCAUCGGCCUUCUCACAGAGAAUUGAAGGGCUUCAAAUCAGCAAAUCCUUAAGUAUGUUUGGACAGUCCAUAUCUGGGCAAAUCGAUGCAGACAAUAAUGGAUAUAUGGAUAUAGCAGUUGGUGCUUUUCGGUCCAAUUCUGCUGUGUUGCUAAGGACAAGACCUGUAGUGAUUGUCGAAGCUUCUUUAGACCAUCCUGAGUCAGUAAAUAGAACAAACUUUGACUGUAUUGAAAAUGGAUUGCCUUCUGUGUGCAUGGAUCUAAGACUCUGUUUCUCAUACAAGGGCAAAGAGGUUCCAGGUUAUAUUGUUUUGUUUUAUAACAUGAGUUUGGAUGUGAGCAGGAAGGCAGAGUCUCCAUCGAGGUUUUACUUCUCUUCUAAUGGAACCACCGAUGUGAUUACAGGAAGAGUAAGAGUAUCACGCACAGUCCCUAGCUGUAGAACACAUCAAGCAUUUAUGCGGAAAGAUGUGCGAGACAUCCUCAAUCCAAUUCAGAUUGUAGCUGCUUACCACCUUGGGCAUAAUAUCACCAGUAAACGAAGUAUAAAGGAAUUCCCACCACUCCAGCCAAUUCUUCAGCAGAAGAAAGAAAAAGACAUAAUUGAAAAAACAAUAAACUUUGCAAGGUUUUGUGCCCAUGAAAAUUGUUCUGCUGAUUUACAAGUGUCUGGGAAAAUUGGAUUUUUGAAGCCAUACGAAAAUAAAACCUAUCUCGCUGUUGGAAGUAUGAAGACAUUAAUGUUGAAUGUGUCCUUGUUUAAUGCUGGAGAUGAUGCGUAUGAAACAACCCUGCAUAUCAAACUACCCGCUGGCCUUUACCUCAUUAAGGUUUUAGAUCUGGAAGAGAAGCAAAUAAACUGUGACGUAACAGACAGCUCUGGCAUAGUAAAAAUUGACUGUAAUGUUGGUUAUAUAUUUGUAGAUCAUCUCUCAAGGGUAGAUGUGAGCUUUCUGCUGGAUGCGAGCUCCCUGAGCAGAGCAGAAGAGGAUCUCAACAUCACAGUGCAUGCCUCCUGCAAAAACGAAGGGGAGAUGGACCAUCUGAAGCAUAACAAAGUGACUUUGGCAGUACCUCUGAGGUAUGAAGUCAUGCUCACUGUGCACGGGUUUAUAAAUCCAACUUCACUUGUGUAUGGAUCAAAGGAGGACCAUGAGCCCGAAACGUGCAUGACAGAGAAAAUGAACUUCACUUUCCACGUUAUCAACACAGGCCCUAGCAUGGCUCCAAAUGUUAGUAUGGAAAUAAUGGUCCCGAAUUCUUUUAUCCCCCAAACUGAUAAGUUGUUCAACAUUUUGGAUGUCCAGACUAGUUCAGGAGAAUGCCAUUUUAAAAAUUAUCAAAGAAUGUGCACAUCAGAAAAGAAAAAAGAUGCAAUGGAGGCCCUAAGAGACAUAUAUAAAUUCUUUUCGAGAACUGAUAAGAGGCUAUUGUACUGCAUAAAACCUGAUCCACAUUGUUUGAAUUUCUCAUGCAAUUUUGGAAAAAUGGAAAGUGGGAAAGAAGCCAGUGUUCACAUUCAGCUGGAAGGCCGGCCAUCCAUCUUAGAAAUGGAUGAGACUUCAGCACUCAAGUUUGAAAUAAGGGCAACAGCUUUUCCAGAGCCACAUCCAAAAAUUAUUGAACUAAACAAGGAUGGCAAUGUUGCACACGUUUGGCUCGAAGGACUACAUCAUCAAAGACCCACACGCCAUCUGACCUUGGCAAUUAUUUCAAGUAGCUUGAUACUUGGACUUAUUUUACUUUUGUUGAUUUCAUAUGUUAUGUGGAAGGCUGGCUUCUUUAAAAGACAGUACAAAUCCAUCCUACAAGAAGAAAACAGAAGAGACAGUUGGAAUUACAUUAACAGUAAAAGCAAUGAUGAUGAUGAUGAUUAAAGAUUUCUUUUAAAUUGAGAAAACUAAGACUCAGGUAUAUAAUAAAGAAAUUUAAGACAUUGUUUACAAGAAACCAUGAACUUUGCUUCGCCCAGAGUUCUUUUAUGUACAUUUACUCAUAACCUUGUGACAUACUAUGUCUUAAGGCAAAUGAAAAAGGUAUUGUUUCAGUUAUUAAAUGGAUAUAAAACACUAAAACAUUUAAGAUAAAUAAUCCCUUGAGGAUAUUUGGAAAUAAAAGUGCAUCUGAAUUAAAUCAUAAAACUUGACUGAAGAAGUCUUGGACUUCAACAUAUAUGCUUGCUUCAGCAAAAUAAAUUUCUAAUCUUUGAGACUGGUUUGAAUUAUGUUCUUUAAAAAUAUUCAGCCGAAUUUUUCAAAGAGCUGUUUCCUAAUGAAUGAAACAGCUCUUUGAAAAAAUUCGGCUAAAUAUUUUUAAAGAAAGCAUUUUACCUUUAAGCCCUUUACUUGUAAUAUAUUUCCUAUGGGCUUUGAUCAACAACCAUUCAGCAGUCUAUGAUUAAUGGGCCUGAAGAGCAAACUUCAGACUGAACUUUUAUACACUGGUUUGAGCUUAAUGGGAUGACUUCUAGGUAAUUGUUGUUUAUACAACUAUAGAUUUCUUUCUUCUUUCUGUACAUACAUAACUUUGAAAUAUACAUAUAUGUUCACAUAGGUAUAAAUCCAUAAGUCUCUCCUGUAACAAUUUUUUUAAGGGUACCCCAGAGUAAAUUUUAAAAAUCUGUCAUUAGUCAAUUUUCUUGUUUACAAAACAACAGUACUUAAAAUUCUAAUUUAUAUUCUGAAACAGAUUGUGAAUGUUGCACUUUAACUGGUAUAUGUAAAAUAUGAAAACUGUACCUCACAAAUAAUUUUUUAAAAUCAAAGCUCUGUAAAAACAGUGGUUAAGGAGAAAUCUAUCAUACUGAUACUCUGUAAAUAGUAACUGGAUAUUACCCUUUUCUAUUCAAAUGUAAGUGUUAAAUGCUUAUAAGAUCAGUCUCUUCUGCAUGGAAAUGGGGAAACAUAAUUUAUAAUUUUAAAAUAGAUUUAGCUUAUAUCCAGUGAAUAUAAAUAUAACAUCAAAAUUUCCAUGGUAUAUGUUUUAGUGAUCAGUGAAACAUUUUAAAUUUUUAUUGGUUAUCUUAGAUUCCUUUUUAUAAUUAUAUAAUUUAUAUUUUAAAAUUUUAAGACAUUUAAAGAUAAUCUUUUGUAUUAUUUAUUCAUACAUAUGAACUAGAUGCUGAUCUUAGGAUAUAAUUUCAUUUGAACUGAGCUAAAUCUGGCUUUAUAUAUAUAAGAAGACGGUGGCCAAAUUUUGAAAAUCUGUUACAAGAUGUGAUCAAAUAGAUAAAUUAGAGGUCAGUCUUUACUAUUAUGGAAAAUAUUCCAUAGGAAAUAUUUAUAGGAAGUCCCUGCCAAAAGCCAUCUUCCUCAGACCACCUAAUUGCUGUAUAAGUUAUCCAUCACAAGCCUACAGUCUGUGAUUGGUGGAAAGUGCGGGAUGCACAGAGAUGCAUGAACAUGAAACCUCCUGUGAACUCUGUGUGCCAAUACAAUCUGAUUACAUUUAUAAAAUUUAAAGUAUAUUUUUUUGAAUAGAAGCCGUUCAGGAAAAUGUGUAGAAUCACUGGUGGAAAAUAAAGCCCAAAUUUAGAAUUUCUUUCUCAAGGAUGAUCCCUGAGGAAACUUAAAUUUGGUUCUUUCCUAUUCAGAAAUGACAGCAUUUCAGGUGCUAUUGAAAGCUACGUUAUAAUGGCCAGAACAUAGGACUGUCAGGAGCAAGAGAGCGCAGCUCCCUAAUGGGCCAGAUUCUGCCCAGUUAGAUAUUUUGCAUAGUUUAAAAUAAAAUUUAAUAAACUAUGAAUUAUAAAACCCCCACCACUUUGAAGAAAAUCAACUUGCAUUUUCAAGUUUCAGAGAAUAUUCGUAAAAUUGGUACCAUAACAACUUAAAAAUAAGGAGAGAUUCUUUUGGGGGGAAGUUGUUUAGUUAUUAGAGAAAUUUUGAAAAUAGUAGUUCGAUUUCUGGUCAGACUGAGUCGUAUAAUUUUGAAAUUUAACCUCACUGGAGAAGUCCCUCAUUAGGAAAAUCAGGGCAUUCGUACAUGAACUCUGGUCUAUGCGUACCAGACUACAGGAUAUUUAACAACAGAAUUGAUGGUCCUGAAAAAUGAAAGAAUGUAAAUUAUUUCACUUUGGAAUUACAUAUCUAGGUUAAAAAGUAGAUAUAAAGACAUUCCAAAAAAAAACCCAGAAUUUAAAUCAUGUGGUAUAUUCAAACCCUCAAUGCUAAUUUUUAGCAAUGUCAAAAGUAGCAAGCAAUUUUAAUUUCUUUAAAAGAUUUUUUUUUCCUGUUAGGAUAUCUGUUUAAAAUAUGUCCGUUCAUAUGUUUCUGUUAUAAACAAUUACAUGUUACUUUGGAAUCAUUCAUUUCUUCCAUGCUUUCACCAUAAAGAUUGAUAAGUCUUGGGUGUAAUCUGCAAAGAAUAAAAUAAUAUGUGUAAUUGAUUAUUUUAUCAACCUAUCAUUCUGUUAUUUUUCACACAUAUACCAGUUGAGUACAGUGCUUAAUACCAAGUGCAAGUCUAAUGAUAGCCAACAAAAACAUACACAUUCAUGGCAGAGAUGAAAUCUAGAGAAACUGGGGCCAGGAUGUGUAAUAAAUCAGCACUGAAUUAGUAUAAAGCCUUCUUGACUAAUAUUCUCCAUUGUUUCUGUAAAAUGCAGCCAAUUGUACAUAUAGAGAGCUCACCAGUUGCUCUUGUUACUUAAUUAAAUGAUAUGUAAAUCACAUGGAACUGCUGAGUAGGAAGUGUUAUGUAGUAUAAGACUAAUGGAUUAAAUUGUAAUAAUCUGCUACUCAGUGUCACAAGGUUUAAACUUUUGACUCAUGUUUUUCAAAUUCAAAAUGGAAAUUGUAGACAUACAUUAUCUGUAUAGUGUAGACUUAUAACCAAAGAAAAUGUGUUAACUCUCCAUAACAAUUGAUGAAUAAAUGAAGAAUCAUACUUAAA
Myotis myotis is the source of this 6447-nucleotide messenger RNA. RefSeq names its product integrin subunit alpha 4 (gene ITGA4). The record is from RefSeq and is a predicted model, not a curated record. The transcript is spliced from 29 exons. Gene Ontology annotation, cellular component: external side of plasma membrane; integrin complex. NCBI's taxonomy places the organism in Eukaryota, Metazoa, Chordata, Mammalia, Chiroptera, Vespertilionidae. Bases 120 to 3431 code for a protein of 1103 amino acids. Gene Ontology annotation, molecular function: integrin binding. Gene Ontology annotation, biological process: cell adhesion mediated by integrin; cell-matrix adhesion; cell-cell adhesion.